AUGGUAACUGUGAUAGCAGAUAAAGAUGAUUUAACAACACCUGUUAAUAACGGUGUUAAUGCCGGUUUGAAUGAUAAUGAACGACCAUCACUAUAUAUUAAAGAUUAUCAAGAAGUUGAUUUUCAUCGAUCAUCUUCAUGUAAACCUUUACCUGAAGAUUUAUUUGGAACAGCCAAUGAUCGUAAAAUGAAAUCUUCGAUCAAAGGCACAUUUUUUGUGCAAAUCGAUGGUAUUGAACCUACAAUAGAAUUUAGUAAUAAUAAUCAACAAACAAAUGACAAUAGUUCUUUGCUUUUAACUCUAACAGAUGGCAUUAUAACUGUUAAAGGUAUUACAAUUGAUGAUAUUCCUGAUUUAAGUUUUAAUAUAAGACCCGGUUGUAAAUUAUUAUUAACCGGUGUAAUACCAAUCAAAGAUGGUUUAUUACAACUUACACAUGACAAUACACGUUUUCAAUAUGGUAGUAAUACAUAUCCUAGACCACGAUCUGCAUAUCGAGGACGUGGAGGUGGAUCUUAUCGACCCUCAUAUGAAGGACGACGUGGUGGUGGUGGUGGUAAUAAUAGUACACGACAUGAUAAUGAUGAUAAUGAAUCAAAUUUUCUUAAACGACCACCACCGAAAAAUACUUUAAUGGAUUUUAUGACUUCAUUAAAAAUCUCAAAUGAUACAAAACAAAUAAAUGAUAAUAAUGAUAAUCAAAAAUCAAAAGAACGUUUUGAAAAUAAACGUCAAAAUACUGAACAAUAUUAUCAAACAAAUAAAAUAAAUAAUGGUAUUAAUAAUACAACGAAUUCAUUAAUAACGACUAAUUCUAAUCAUUCAUAUCAAACAAAUAAUCAGAAUAAUUAUACAGAUCAAAUAACAUUUCAACAAGAUCCUAUUAAUAAUGAUCAACUUGAAUCUGAAGAUGAUCCAUCUCAUUCAAAUUAUCGUGAAAGAAGAAAUCCUUUACCACCUAGACUUCAACGUGCUCAUGAAGAACGAACACGUCGAAAUACAAAUCGUUAUUAUGAUGGAUCAAUAUUAGUAUCUGGAGGUGAACUAAAUGAUAAUUAUCAUAAUGGUACAACAAAUAAUCAUUCAUUGUCUUCCUCAUCAUAUUCACGACGUGGUGAUCAAACAUCCUAUUUACCGAAUAAUUCAUCAACAAAUCAACAACAUUCAACAGCUCUUAAUUAUGUUCCACAUGCGAAUAUGCUUGCAACUGUUAAUGGUUCAACACCAACGCAUCUUGCUUAUUUCCAGACUAAUCCAGGCCCAUUAGCAUAUAGUUUAUCUGGUAUUCCAAAUGCAUCAUUUCAUAAUCAACAACCAUCUAUUGGUCCUUCCUAUACAAAUGAUCAUUUAACAUAUUGUUAUGGAACUCCAUAUGCACCUCCAACUUAUCUUCCAACAACAUCUACAAAUGGUUUCAAUAAUGAUUCAAAAGCUUAUAAUAAUCCAUCUGUUUUACAAACAAAUUCAUCUGUUGAUGAAAAUGAAAAAAAAUCAACAAAUGAAUCCCAACAAGAUGAUAAUAAUAAUGAUAUUGAAAAUAAAUCUCAAUCUUUAUCAAGCGAACAAAAAGUAAAUUCAGCAUCAUCAGCAUCAUCAACUUCAUCAUCAAAUGAUGGAAAUACUAAUUCUCAACAGAUUGUUAAUGAACAACAUGAAGAUAAACAACGAGAUUCACACCCAAAUCCACGACCACGUUGGAGAAUAGGUGAUGUAUGUUUAGCACGUUGGAAUGAAGAUCGACAAUUUUAUCCUGCUAAUAUUGUUCAAAUUCAACCUCCUUAUUGUACUGUUGUAUUUCGUGAUUAUAAUAAUUACGAACAAGUACAUUUUGGUGAUUUGAAAAUAUUUCCACGUGAUCAACAAUAUUAUCAAUUGAUUCCACCAGUAGUCGGGCCAACAUCUGAUUUAAAUCCUCUUGCAGCUAAUACUUUUUUUCCAACACGUACAAAUUAUUAUCCAUCAGGAAUUGAUGGAUGUAUAAUGAUGCCUGAAGCUCCACCAUUUCCAUUUAAUUCUGCUGGUACAUUAUAUAUGUGUCCUCCAACAUUAACAUCCGUUUCACGUUCAAAUCGUUAUCAUACAAAUGAUUUUUCGUCUUUUCAACAAUCUAAUCGACGUAUGGAAAAUGGAAAUAUAAAUUCAAAUAAUGAUACAAUAAUAAAUUCUUCAUUAUCACCAAGUAAAGAUUCUAAUGAUACAGGUAUAAUUGAUUCAACCACGACAUCAGUUGAUGAUAAUCAACAAACUCAACACAACCAAGAUAUAUCAUUACCUACGCUAGAACUUCGACCAUGUUCAAUUGCUGAUGCACCUUUUAAACUAGUCACAAGAGAUGAUGAACGUGAACGUAGUACAAGUACAGAAAGUAUAACAAGCAGUAGAUGUGAUGAAGAACAAUCGACAAAUCAAGAAGAAAAACAAGAGAACAAUUCUGUCGUUAAUAUUAGUUAA
Molecule: messenger RNA, 2451 nt
Organism: Adineta steineri
Lineage: Eukaryota; Metazoa; Rotifera; Eurotatoria; Adinetida; Adinetidae
Source: the annotation of a GenBank genome assembly